Molecule: messenger RNA, 2679 nt
Organism: Amoebophrya sp. A120
Lineage: Eukaryota; Dinophyceae; Syndiniales; Amoebophryaceae
Source: the annotation of a GenBank genome assembly
GCAACGGCAAGCCCGGUUCGUCGCGGACACGUCAUCGGCCGCAGGAAAUAGUAACAAAUUUUCUGUGCUUUCCGGAAAAGCACUCGACGAUGAGGACUACCAGUUACUGUUCCAGACGCCAUCCUUGAAGAAGCGGAAGCUCAACGUCGCCCCGCAAACGCCUCUCACGAAGGCGAAGGAUCACACAAUCGCGAACUUCCAGUCCAGCACGUUUCGGUUUUCCUUCCCCUUCAAACCUCGCGUUUUGUCUUACAAGCCGAGCAAAAUUUUCCCGCUCCCCCGGCACUUGCGGAAUUUAUUGCCGCCGAGCGAGAAGACGAUAUGGAUUGUAAAAAUGUCUGGGUCUGGAAGAAUGCAAGACUUGUCAUGCAUAUUUCUUAUGACCCAUGAAGCCUGUAAUGCAUGAUGUAGCAUCGCAGACUUUUAGAGGCCUUCCUGAUGCACCUUCCGCAUGAGAAAUGCCCUGUCCGUGUAGCACAAAGUGUGCCCCUCUUGCUGGUCAUGCAAUACGAAAUUUUUUGGAGUCCAAAAACAGCAUGACAAGUUGCAAUCUUCCAGACCCAGACAUUUUUACAUUUGAUAGACGAAAAUCGUGAACAACACGGCGAAAACCGAGUAUGGCCCGCUCAAACGUUACAAUCUCAAACGUUACAAUAGAAUCUGGAAAUCUGUGAUGCAGGAAGUGCAUGAUCUACCCUAGUCCCACAGGAUUGCGCAUGACAAGUUUCGGAGCCCCAAACCGCACUAGAAUCUGGCGAAAUUUGUAUUGCAGAAAGUGGAACGCUCUGCGAGUCUGUCAUGUUCCUCAUGCAAUACAAAUCCCAGAUUCUAUUGUAACGUUUGAGAUUGUAACGCCUGAGCAGGUUAUACCGAGAUCCACGAGAUUCUGCACCAGAAGGGGCCCAACCCGGACCGUCUGGUGGUGGUGAUCGGCCCCUGCUCCGUCCACGACUACGACAUGGCGCUGAAGUACGCCAAAUUCCUGGCGCACGAGGCGAAGAAGUACGAGAACGAGUUGUUGAUCGUGAUGCGCGUGUACGGCGAGAAGCCGCGGUCGACCGUCGGCUGGAAGGGGUACGUGAACGACCCAAACAUGGACGACAGCUGCGACAUCCAGAAGGGCCUGUACCUGACCCGCUCGUUGAUGCUGGACAUCACGGAGCAUUUUGACCUACCGGUCGCCACGGAGUUUUUGGACCCCGUGUGCGCGCGGUACAUCGCGGACCUGGUGUCCUGGGGCGCGAUCGGCGCGCGCACCGUCGAGUCGCAGGUGCACCGCGAGAUGGUGUCCGGGGCGAACGUAUCAAAUGUAAGAAUGUCUGGGUCUGGAAACUUGUGAUGCUGUGUGGCAUAUCAUGAGGAGGCCACAAUUGCUGGCUCAGCAUGACAAGUUUCUGAGCUUCUAGGUGUUGCCUAUUCUGCAUGACAAACUGCGCUUCUGCAUGACAGAAAAACGCAGCUCUUGGGUAACGUGCAUGACAGAUUUAAGAGUCAUGCCAGACAAGCAUGACAAACUUGCAUUCUUCCAGACCCAGACAUUUUUACAUUUGAUAGAACGUGCCCUGCGGCUUCAAGAACGGCACCAGCGGGGACGUGCAGGUGGCCUGCGACGCCGUGGUCGCCGGGCGGAAGGCCUACAGCAUCCUGGGGCCGAUGGACGAGAAGUCGUUCGGGCACGCGUUUGGCGGGGCCAUCACCACGGCGAGCGACAAUUCCGACCAGGAGGAGCUGAAUCGCAUGUUGCUCUCGCCGAUCGAGGUGAACAGCCAUACAACUGCUCAUGAUUCCUCUCUCGAACAACAAUCCGGUCUUGACAGUUCUACAACUAACAACAGUGGCGUUGCUUCGUCCGCGUCCUCCGCCUCCAGUGCCGUCGAGCCGCGCACGGCGAUUUCAUCUUCGUCGACCAAAGCCCAGAAGUUGCAGCAGAUCAAGCAAAACCGGUCGCAGAUCGCGAUCGGGGAAAUCUACGGGGUAUUCAAGACGGACGGCAACCCCGACGCGCACGUGGUGCUGCGGGGCGGGAAGGACGGGCCGAACUACAGCCGGGAGCACGUGAAGAACGCCAUUUCCAAACUGGUCCCGGAAGCGCCGAAAAAGCUGCUGAUCGACUGCUCGCACGGGAACGCGAACAAAGACUUCACGCGGCAGCCCGUGGUUCUGAAGGAUCUGUGCGACCAGGUGUUGGAGACCGUAGUCGGCGAGACCGUGGCGGAGCAGGCGGAGGAGCCGGUGUUCCCGCCGAUUCUCGGCGUCAUGAUCGAGUCGAAUUUGCUGUGCGGGAACCAGAAACUGGACGUUGCGAAGUACAAGGCCGGGGAGCUGCAGCUGAAGUAUGGCGUGAGUGUGACCGACGGCUGUGUGGAUCUGGAGCAGACCGAGAAAAUGUUGAAGGACCUGGCUGCGGCGGUGUCCAAAUUCCAGACAAGGAAAAAGGAGUUUCGGGCGAAGAAAAAGUACGAAGAAGAGAGAGGAAAAAUGACUUCUUUAUUUCCCGGAGGUGGACUACAACAAGCACAAGCUGCUCCUGGCCGCGCGAAGCCGACCCAGCACCAAGUGCCUUUGCAGUUGUCCGGUUGUACUGCCGACGGCAAGCUGCCGGACGUCCCCGCUCUGCAGGUCAUGAAGGCGGUGUUCCCGAUGGGCACGGUGUCCGGGGCGCCGAAAAUCCAAGCCGUG